CUACCGGCAGGAGCGGCUGCCCGGCGCUACCUGGCGCUGUGUUCCCAGCGGUUCGCAAGGUAAUCCGCACACCGCAGCGAAGUAGACUUUGUGGGAUUUCUGUCUCCGGGGAGCCGCCACCCUGAGAGGGGUCUGCUGCUGCGUCCUUGCGGUGAGCCGCGUGCCCCGGAGCUCCGGCUCUGUUCCUGCGGGGUGCGAGGGCACUGAGGGCCUGGUAGGGAGGCGAGGAGCCGCGCGCCACGCUCCAUUCCCCAGCUGCUGCUGCCCUGCCCCGGGCUGGACCCUCGGACAGACAGAAUUCCUCCGGCUCUUCCAGCCCAAAGUCCUGCCACUUCCUCUACCCAGCAGCCUGUGUCCUGGGCCUCACCAACAUACGUGUGAGUAGGAACAAGCCAUCCCAUCAGCAGCCAUGAAUUUCCUCCGGCGGCGUCUCUCUGACAGCAGCUUCGUGACCAACCUGCCCAAUGGCUACAUGCCGGACUUGCAGCGCCCAGACAGCUCCACCAGCUCCCCCGCCUCCCCAGCCAUGGAGAGGAGGCACCCGCAGCCCCUGGCCGCCUCCUUCUCCUCCCCGGGGUCCAGCCUGUUUAGCUCCCUCUCCAGUGCCAUGAAGCAGACCCCGCAGGCCCCCUCGGGGCUCAUGGAGCCUCUGGGUCCCUCCACACCUGUUGUUCAAAAACCCAGGAUCCUGUUGGUGAUUGACGACGCACACACAGACUGGUCAAAGUAUUUCCAGGGAAAGAAGGUGAACGGGGAGAUCGAGAUUCGAGUGGAACAGGCUGAAUUCUCAGAGUUGAACCUUGCUGCCUAUGUGACCGGGGGCUGUAUGGUGGACAUGCAGGUCAUAAGGAACGGGACCAAGGUUGUAAGCAGAUCCUUCAAACCAGACUUCAUCCUGGUCCGCCAGCAUGCCUACAGCAUGGCCCUGGGCGAGGACUACCGCAGCCUGGUCAUCGGCCUGCAGUACGGAGGGCUCCCCGCCGUCAACUCUCUCUACUCCGUCUACAACUUCUGCAGCAAGCCCUGGGUGUUCUCUCAACUCAUUAAGAUCUUCCAUUCCCUGGGUCCUGAGAAGUUCCCGCUUAUGGAGCAAACAUUUUUUCCCAACCAUAAGCCAAUGGUCACAGCCCCACACUUCCCUGUGGUGAUCAAGCUGGGACACGCGCACGCCGGAAUGGGAAAGAUCAAAGUGGAAAACCAGCAUGACUACCAGGACAUCACCAGCAUAGUGGCCAUGGCCAAAACCUACGCCACCACUGAGGCCUUCAUCAAUUCCAAGUACGACAUCCGCAUCCAGAAAAUCGGAUCCAACUACAAGGCUUACAUGAGAACCUCUAUAUCUGGCAACUGGAAGGCCAACACAGGAUCUGCCAUGCUGGAGCAGGUGGCCAUGACCGAGAGGUACAGACUAUGGGUGGACAGCUGCUCGGAAAUGUUCGGCGGCCUGGACAUCUGUGCGGUCAAGGCCGUCCACAGCAAGGAUGGCAGAGAUUACAUCAUUGAGGUAAUGGACAGCUCAAUGCCCCUGAUUGGGGAGCACGUGGAAGAGGACAAACAGCUGAUAGCCGACCUCGUUGUCUCCAAGAUGGGCCAACUCCUGAUGCCAGGAGGCACAGUACCCUCACCCCUGAGACCUUGGGCUCCUCAGACUAAAUCAGCAAAAUCCCCAGGCCAAGCCCAGCGGGGACCUCAGCUAGGACAACCCCAGCCACGCCCACCUCCACAAGGGGGCCCUCGUCAAGCUCAGUCUCCUCAGACCCCAAGGUCUGGAAGCCCCUCCCAACAGAGACUGUCCCCACAAGGCCAGCAGCCCCUGAGCCCCCAGUCGGGAUCUCCACAGCAGCAAAGGUCACCAGGCUCUCCACAGCUAUCCCGGGCGUCCAGUGGCAGCUCCCCAAACCAGGCCUCCAAGCCAGGCACCAUCCUCACGGCACAGCCCCGGCCCCCAGUGCAGGGCCGAAGCACCUCUCAGCAGGGUGAAGAGUCCAAGAAGCCUGUACCGUCCCACCCCCAUCUCAACAAAUCUCAGUCCCUGACUAACAGCCUCAGCACGUCCGACUCCACUCAGCGUGGGACCCCGAGUGAGGACGAGGCCAAGGCCGAGACCAUCCGCAACCUGAGGAAGUCCUUCGCCAGCCUGUUCUCUGACUAACGCCACCCACCCCACUGUCCUUCUCAGCCUUGGUUCCUGAUGAGAACGGAAUGGAGGGCCUGAGAACAGACUGUCUAAAUGCCUUCGACACAGG
Molecule: messenger RNA, 2246 nt
Organism: Nycticebus coucang (slow loris)
Lineage: Eukaryota; Metazoa; Chordata; Mammalia; Primates; Lorisidae
Gene: SYN3
Product: synapsin III
Exons: 14
Coding region: 410-2152 (580 amino acids)
Biological process (GO): neurotransmitter secretion
Cellular component (GO): synaptic vesicle membrane; synaptic vesicle
Molecular function (GO): ATP binding
Source: RefSeq, a predicted model, not a curated record